Messenger RNA from Sitodiplosis mosellana (orange wheat blossom midge), 962 nucleotides. RefSeq lists its product as uncharacterized. Lineage: Eukaryota; Metazoa; Arthropoda; Insecta; Diptera; Cecidomyiidae. The record is from RefSeq and is a predicted model, not a curated record. Bases 296 to 697 code for a protein of 133 amino acids. The transcript is spliced from 4 exons.
UGAUUAACAGUGCAUUUGAAAUUAAUUGCGUUUGAUUCCGGGUAUGUAACAUCUACCAAAGGAAAUAAAACUAGUUUUUUUGUUCAUUGUUUCUCAAAAAAGUGAACGAACUUUUAUUUCGAACGUGUCGGUGAAUACAAAGAAACCGGAAAUUGGAAUUGCAGUGGUUUUUAUUUUCGGGAUUUCCAAUUGUGCGAUAAUUAGUUUCAGUGCAGUAUAUAUAAUGGGCCCUCAAUGAAAUCGAAUUAAUUGUGCAUUCAACGGCUAAGUAAAUUAGAUCGUCAGAAUAUUCAAAAUGAAAUCCUUCGUUGCUCUGGGUUUGCUUUGUAUUGCCGUUGUGCAUGCAGCUGUACCAUCACGUGUUGCCCGACAUGCAUUCGCACCAAUCGGCAGUAUUACCGGUAUUGGCGCCGGACUCAGCUCUUCAGGCAGUCAAUCUACUUCGACUUCAUAUUCGCAAAAUUACAACCAAGGAGUCAACGGUGGUAUAGGUGGUAUUGGUCUUGGCGGUCUUGGUGGUCUUGGUGGUCUUGGCGGCGGCUUCAAUUCGGGAGGCAGUGUGUCAUCCGCAAACAGCCAAAGUUCAUCAUACAAUCAAGGAAUUAGCGGUGGCGUUGGCUUGGGGGGUGGCCUGGGAGGUGGCCUGGGAGGUGGCCUUGGCGGAUUUGGAUAUCCUGGUAUCGGUUUAGGUCGAUAGAAAACAUAUACGCAAUCGCAUGUCAUUCAUUGUGUACUGUAUUUAAAGAUUUGCACAUGUCUUCAUCAACUUGUAUAACUUGAUCGUGUUCAACAGAAAUGUGUGUUUGGAUUUUCGCAACAAAUAAAAUGAUUGAAUAAAUAAAUGUAAAGAGAGAUUCUAAGUCAUUGAUUCCAAAUUUCUCACGAAAUGUUUACGGAAAUUUUUUUUUAGCUAUUGAUCUGGAAUUCGUUUGUCAUUUUCAUUAUUUUAUCGGUGACGGUGA